UUUUUUACAAGAUGGAAUUCUAUGUCUAUUGAACGUUUGGUAUGAAAGAUAAGCAUCCGUGCUUGCAUCCCCAAAAGUAACGUCACGACGAGUCCUGGCGUUUUAACCGGAACUAGAAAUCCUUGUCCCCAACGACCGAUGUCUCUUUGAUCCUCCUGCCAAUCUAACAUAAAUUCUUCCCCAACAGGAAAACAGAACCACAUGCAAAAGAAGAGCUGGAGCCAAAGGUCACCUCGUACUUUGCGAGAAGAAAUCUCCCGAUGCCAUCAAAAGAGCCCACCCCUCCAUUUUCACUUUCGCAACUGAACUCAUAAAAAGAGACUCCGGAUUAGAUCUUCCUUGUCCUGUGUAGUUUCUUGCUUCACUGUUUGUGGGAUCGGUACGGAAGUCGCAUAGUGGAGCAGUUCAUAAUCCUCCAUGUUUUACACUCUACUCGGUCUGAUGGGAGCUUCUCUUCCUGUGCUGUCGGUGUUUUCCGGGAAGAUCAGACGUUCUGGCCAUUGCUUUUCUUUCUUGUCAUGUUCUUCUCUUUAUGGUGGUGUGACCUGUGAUGAGCUUAGCGUGGCCCUUUCGUAAACAGAUUUCUGUCUCCCUCAUGACUUUUGAAAGGGUUGAUAUAUACGAGUUCUGACUAGUGCUAGUUACUUCUUCACUGAUCUUUGUGGCCUUUUGUGUUGGAUUUGGCCAUGAAGAUGUCGUUUAGUCCUCCUCUUUGCUUCUUGAUCAUGCUACUCUUGUUGUCCUUGUCCUUGUUCGGUGUUUCCUGUAGAGGACAAGAACAAGAGAAUGCUUCUUCAGGGGCUCCAAUGGAGAGAGGAGAGCAAGAGGCACUAUACUAUGCAAUUCAGGGUUUUGUGGGCAAGUGGUGGAAUGGCUCUGAUUUGUAUCCUGACCCUUGUGGGUGGACGCCAAUUCAGGGAGUGUAUUGUGAUCUCUACAAUGGCUCGUGGUACGUGAGCUCCUUGAACAUCGGGCCGGUCUAUGAAAACUCUCUGAAAUGCGCCCGAGAUGCAGAAUUCACGCAUCACUUGUUCGAGCUCAAGCGCCUCACAACACUCUCCAUCUACAGUUGCUUCUUGUCCCCUCACCGAAACCGUGUCAGAAUCUCCAGCUUCAGCUGGGGGACUUUAUCAAACACCUUGGAGUCGCUAGAGUUCAGAUCAAACCCAGGACUCAUCGGAACCAUUCCCACCAGCAUCGGCAGCCUCAAGCAGCUCCAAUCACUGGUCCUUCUCGAGAAUGGACUAACCGGGUCUUUGCCAAUGGAAUUGGGCAAUCUGAUCAACCUGAAAAGGCUCGUCCUUUCGUCGAAUGGGUUCGUGGGUCACAUCCCACCAGCUCUCGGGGGAUUGAGCAACCUCUUGAUCCUCGACUGCAGCAGGAACAACCUAUCCGGGCCAUUGCCGUUGACCUUUGGGGGGUUGACCUCGCUCCUGAAGCUUGACCUGAGCAGCAACAACCUGGACGGACCUCUGCUCCGAGAACUCGGGAACAUGAGGAACCUCACGCUCUUAGACCUCGGGGGCAACGAAAUCUCAGGUGGGUUGAUCCAAGACAUCCAAGAAAUGGUCUCCUUGAAGGAGAUGGUGAUGUCCAACAACCCAACGCUGCGCGGUGACCUCACGGGCAUUGAAUGGGCGAAUCUGGAGGAUCUUGAAGUGCUGGACCUGUCCAACACCGGGCUGAGAGGCCACAUCCCAGAGUCCAUGACCCAGCUCAAACGGCUAAGAUUCUUGGGACUCCGUGAUAAUUCUCUCUCGGGGACUCCUCCUCCCGACCUCGCAUCGCUGCCUCGCAUCAGCGCUCUAUACCUGAACGGGAACAACCUGACGGGCCAGCUCGAUUUCCCGGGCGCGUUCUACGGCAAGAUGGGCAGGCGUUUCGGUGCGUGGAACAAUCCCAACCUCUGUCAUCGGCUUCCAUUAACGUCGUCGUCGUCAUCACCGGCAGCCAAUGCGCCUCUUGGGGUGAGGCCGUGCUCUCGAGGAGGAAACGCCAGCGGCAGCAGCAGCAGCAACCGCGCCGGGUCGCCUCUACCGAUUGCCAAGAUGAGCGAAGGAUACGACGAUCCGCAUCGGGAUUCGCAGAUCGAGGUCUCUUCGGGAUGCCCGAGUUGGGGCUGGAGAGGGAAGGAGACGAUGAUGUUGGCGGGUGUCGUAGCCAUGAUCGCCAUGUUCGCGUAGGUUGAGAGAGAUUUAGAGGGAAAUGCUUCAUAUGAGCUUGUGGUGCUGUCAUGCAGAGAUAUAUAUGUAGCUUUGAAUUAGAAGAAAGAUCAAAAGGUUACUAUCUUAGAAUA
Syzygium oleosum is the source of this 2296-nucleotide messenger RNA. RefSeq names its product piriformospora indica-insensitive protein 2-like. Gene Ontology annotation, molecular function: protein binding. The coding region runs from base 687 to 2183 and encodes 498 amino acids. The record is from RefSeq and is a predicted model, not a curated record. Gene Ontology annotation, cellular component: plasma membrane. NCBI's taxonomy places the organism in Eukaryota, Viridiplantae, Streptophyta, Magnoliopsida, Myrtales, Myrtaceae. The transcript is spliced from 3 exons.